UCAAAUGUACCCAUCGUCGUCAUUAUUCUCUAGUGCGUAUAGGUCAGGAUUCAACAAACUCAACAUUGAUUUUACUAAACUCUUCUUCUAAAAUAAAAAAAAAUGAAUUUCAUAAUACGGCGAGUGAUGAGUGGUGAUUUCCGCAUAAUGAAAAGGAUUAUGUACACAGCAGUGUAUGUAAUUGGCACAGUGCUAUUCAUAUUGGCUACUUAUUUUGUGACGAGCCAUCGCUACGAAGACGACAAAUCCAUUAACAAUUUAUUGGCACAUCCGAUUGAAAAGCCACGAACAAAUGAAAAUCAUUUGGUUGGAAUAUCAGAAUCGCCGAUUACGAACGUUCUGCUGGAGAAAUACAAUGAUUUCGAAGUGAAGAGCCGAUUGUUACGUGAAAAAAUUAAAAUGAUUCAGUCGAAUAGUGUCGAACGGCCACCAUAUAUGGCCGGUGAUACCUUGGUGGCAUUAAAUCGAUCGACGAAGAACAUUCACAUAUUCUAUUCAGACCCAGUACAAUGGUAUAAACCAUUUAACACCAGCAUAGUACGAGAUCCCAGUGCAACCAUUGAAAUAAAUGAAUUGAAUUCUGUGUUCUAUCCGAUGCUUGGUGUGUACACGACAACAAAUAAAAUUCUCGAACAUCAUCUGAACAACAUCAAACGCCUUGGUAUUAAUGUGAUUAUCCUCACAUGGAAACCGUCUGCUAAUAUUCCCGGUGAAUCGGUUGACCUGUUGAAGAAUAUAUUGAAUCUUGUGAAGAAAUACUUCGACUGUGAAAUUCAAGUGGCUUUAGAGAUUGACAGUUUUCCGGGAAGAACGGUUGAAAGUAUAAGGAACAUUUUAACUCUGUUGCACAGGGAAUAUCUGUGGUCGCAUCCAGCUCUGUACAGAGUGCAAGUCAAUUCGAAAAAUGCACUGUUGCCAAUGAUCUAUGUUCGAGAAGCGUAUCAAAUAUCAGACGAAGAAUGGUUCAAGAUAUUCUCGGUCCGUGGAAUAGGAAGCAUUCGAAAUACGAUCUACGACGCUGUAUUCAUCGGUCAUGUUAGUUCCAAGAAGCAUACCUCACUAAUUCGACGAGGACUGUUCGAUGGUUUUUACACACGGCUUGCUAGCAACGGUGCAACAUUCACAUCAACUUGGAAAAAUUGGGAACAACUCAAAAAGACAGCCGAUAAAUACAACCUGCUAUUUAUACCCACCGUCGGCCCGGGCUACAACGAAAAAAUGAAAGAACCGAAAUUCGGUGGGUUGAGGCGACAUCGGUCGAAUGGCCAGUAUUACGGAGUUGCUUGGCGUACUGCUUUCGCUAUUAGUGCACAAUUUAUAUCGAUAUCCAGCUACAAUGACUGGCCGUCGGGUACACAGAUCGAAGAGGCCAUUCCAUAUCCGGGAUGCAAGGACUAUCAACCGACUGGACCGAGGAAAUAUUUGGAAUUGACUAGGUACUAUGUGGACGAGUUUAUUAAGUGGAAGGAAAUUGGAACUGUAGGUGGAGCUUCUGAUUGCAAUCAAUUUUGGAAUAAUACGAUUUGCUAAAAAAAA
Bradysia coprophila is the source of this 1536-nucleotide messenger RNA. RefSeq names its product glycoprotein endo-alpha-1,2-mannosidase-like protein. Lineage: Eukaryota; Metazoa; Arthropoda; Insecta; Diptera; Sciaridae. Gene Ontology annotation, molecular function: alpha-mannosidase activity. The record is from RefSeq and is a predicted model, not a curated record.